AUGGAAGAUAUACCAAUCAUGAUUCAACAUGGCAGAGUAUGGGACAGCGGCAGUUAUGUGAAUUAUUCUAUUAACGGAGUUGUUAUCUAUUUUUGUUGCAAAUACGAUGAAUUGGUGCAGGUAAUUGCAAAGCAUAUAGGGAUUUGCAAUGGUACAAACUUGAUUGAUAUUAAGUACAAGGUUAAGGAACGGUAUACACCAAUCGAAGUGGUUAACGACAUGAGCGUUCGGCUUUACAUUGAAUUGAAAAGGAGGAACUUAGAGUUCACAGAGAUUUCGUUAUGCAUAGCGAUGAAGGAGAAGAAUACUGGGUUGUGUUCCUCAGAUGCAAAACCUAGAGGAACGUUGUGUGAUGAUUAUCUAGGAUUAGAUAUACCCGAAAUGGUAUGCGUCGAGACUAUGUUGAUGAUCGGAGAUGGAACUUAUCAAAAUGAUAUUGGUGUACUUUCUGAUGGUAUAAUAAGCGACCCUUUAAAUCAAGAAAUUGAAGAAGGACAGUUAUACCAAGACAAUGAAACACUUUAUGCUGCCAUGAACCACUAUGCAAUACGCAAGAAAUUUCAAUUCAUGGUUAAAAAGUCUUGUUCCAAGAGGUUCUGCCUUGAAUGUGUGAGCAAAAGCUGUUCGUGGUAUUUGAAAUCCUCAAGCUUGCACAAUACAGAACUCUUUAAAGUGACGAAGUUUAAUAGUGUUCACACUUGCACCGUUGAGGAUAAAUUAGCUAGGCAACGUCAUGCUACCUAUGGUAUCAUUGGAAGUAUGAUAAGUAGCAAGUAUGAUAAUCCGAAGUCAGUAUACACACCAGCAGACAUCAUGCGUGACAUGAAAAAAGAUUAUGGUUUGGACAUUACAUAUAUGAAAGCUUGGAGAUCGAAGGAGAAAGCUCUUGAAAUAAUGCGAGGGAAUCCAAGCGGAUCAUAUGAAAAGAUCCCAAGCAACAUUUAUAUGUUGUUGAAUACAAAUCCUGGAUCUGUAGCAAAGCUCCAUAAGGUUGGGAAUACAAUUAAGGGUUGGGAAUAUUGCAAGCCUAUUGUUGUAGUUGAUGGCACCUUUUUGAAAUUUGCACACCGAGGCGUUUUAAUCAUAGCAUGCACGCAGGAUGCAGAUGGCAAAAAUUUUCCUCUUGCAUAUUCAGUUGUUGAUUCGGAGAAUGAUGCCUCGUGGGAGUGGCUCUUUUCUUUGAAGGACAAUAGCCUGAGUAUUGCAAAGGCAACUUUGACUGUGUAUCCUGAAGUACCUCAUUGUGCAUGCAUAUACCAUUUGUGGAACAAUAUAAAGUCAAGGUACAAAAAGAGUAAAAAGAAUAUCAAGAACUUGUUCUUUGCGGCUGCAAGAGCAUACACUACUGAAGAACUUGAGCAACAUAUGCGUAAUAUAAAUAGUAUUGACAAGAGGGUUAAAGAAUACUUGUUUAAUGCUGGAUAUCACAGAUGGUCAAGAGCUUACUCUGAAGUUAACAGAACCAUGGUUAUGACAUCUAACAUUACCGAGUCAAUGAAUUCGGUAAAUAAGAGUGCAAGAGAACUACCUAUACUGCCUUUGUUGGAGUCAAUACAUUCGUUGGUUCGGGAUUGGAAUUACAAAAACAACAUGAAUGCAAAGGUGACUAAUACUAAGCUGGGAAAGAAAUAUGAAGAUAUCCUGUCUGAUAAUUAUUUAGAUUCUCAGAUGAUGACUGUGAAACCUUCGAACGAGCACAUACAUACAGUUUAUGAAGAAGGAAUUCGUUAUAUGGUGAAUCUGGGCAAUCGAACCUGCUCUUGCAAGAGAUUUGAAAUGGAUGAGAUACCGUGUCCUCAUGCGUUGGCGAUUGUGACGAGCAAGGGCAUGGAUCCAUAUGAAUUUUGCUCUAUUUAUUACACCAAGGGAUAUUUAAUGAAGACAUAUGAAGAAUAUGUGCACCCUAUACCCAGUGAAAGAAACUGGAAUAUUCCUACAGACAUCUUGGAAGAAUCGGUGUCUCCACCAGUAGGAAAAAUACAACCAGGAAGGCCGAAGAAAAAAAGAGGAUUGUAUGUAUGGGAACGACACGCUAAAAAGGUUUACUCAAAAGGGAACUGA
Messenger RNA from Nicotiana attenuata, 2061 nucleotides. RefSeq lists its product as uncharacterized. The record is from RefSeq and is a predicted model, not a curated record. The transcript has 7 exons. The coding region runs from base 1 to 2061 and encodes 686 amino acids. NCBI's taxonomy places the organism in Eukaryota, Viridiplantae, Streptophyta, Magnoliopsida, Solanales, Solanaceae. Gene Ontology annotation, molecular function: zinc ion binding.